This is a messenger RNA of Trichoderma harzianum CBS 226.95, 285 nucleotides long. RefSeq lists its product as hypothetical. Bases 1 to 285 code for a protein of 94 amino acids. NCBI's taxonomy places the organism in Eukaryota, Fungi, Ascomycota, Sordariomycetes, Hypocreales, Hypocreaceae. The transcript has a single exon. The record is from RefSeq and is a predicted model, not a curated record.
AUGUGUGCCGCCGGCGGCCUGGGCUGGAGCUGCGGUUUUGCACGACCGCUUGGACGGGCAGCCAAUGCAACAGCUUGCCAGGGUUAUGGCACAAGAUGGGAGGCACGGGAUGCGGCCGUCUAUAUCCCCGCAAGGUGGCGGGCGCUGUAUCCAAAGGUGUCCAGGAGACACAGAGAAGGGGGUGGCCAAGCAAAGGCCGAGAUAAGGGCCUGUAAGCCUGCGCGAGUGACAAGACAGAGGGCAGCGAAUCAACAGGCACGGCCCGGACUCACAACACUCAAGUGA